This is a messenger RNA of Phytophthora nicotianae INRA-310, 1442 nucleotides long. Its product is annotated as arsenical-resistance protein. Gene Ontology annotation, cellular component: plasma membrane. Bases 134 to 1342 code for a protein of 402 amino acids. Gene Ontology annotation, molecular function: antiporter activity; arsenite transmembrane transporter activity; antimonite transmembrane transporter activity. NCBI's taxonomy places the organism in Eukaryota, Oomycota, Peronosporomycetes, Peronosporales, Peronosporaceae. The transcript has a single exon. Gene Ontology annotation, biological process: antimonite transmembrane transport; arsenite transport. The record is from RefSeq and is a predicted model, not a curated record.
UACGGCACCACAUGCUGACCAUGCAGGACUUGCAGCAUGAGGGCCACAGAGUGUCUAGCUCACUCGCCAAUUAAGUGCGCACAACACACGUCUUCCCAGAAACAACCCACAAGCAACAGCUCGCUUCCAAGCCAUGUCGUACUCGCCUUCGUUGCAGCAGCCGCUGGACCAACCUGCAACGCCUGCAUCCCAAGCUAACAUCGCUGCGCCUCACACGGGUGUCGUAGGAAGACUCUCCUUCCUGGACCGCUUCCUCACACUCUGGAUCUUGCUGGCAACCAGCAUUGGUCUCGGUCUGGGCCAAAUCGACGCCAUCCAGAACUUCAUCGACGACACCACCGUGGACGGCACCAAUGUCGUAGUGGCCAUUGGACUCCUCGUCAUGAUGUACCCGCCGCUCACCAAGGUGCGCUGGAACCUCGUGCACCGCAUCUUCGCCGACUGGCGCUUGCUGCUGCUCACGACAGUGCAGAACUGGGUACUCGGACCCUUUGUCAUGUUCUUCCUCUCCUCCGCCUUCUUCCACGAUGACGUUGGCUACAUGACUGGCCUCAGCCUCGUUGGUUGCGCUCGCUGCAUCGCCAUGGUCGUGGUCUGGAACAGUCUCGCAGGCGGAGACGCCGAGUAUUGCGCUGCUAUUGUGGCCAUGAAUUCCGUUCUCACUAUUGGACUCUACUCUCCUUACGCCGGCCUCUUCAUUAACGAUCUCCCGAUUCAUCUGGGCAUCGACUCGAGUACUGAGAUCCAUGUUGCUAUUGGUGAAGUAGCCAAGAAUGUCGCUAUCUACAUGGGUGCUCCGUUCGUGGCCGCUCUGCUCACAUGGUAUACACUAACCAAAACCAAAGGUGCCACCUGGUACUUCGAUAAGUUUACACCGCGUAUCGGCGUGUUGACGCUCUUGGCUCUGCUCUUCACUAUCAUCGUGCUCUUCGCUUCCCAGAGCACACGUAUCUCGUCUAACCUGGACAAGGUCAUCUACGCUGCCGUGCCAUUGCUCAUCUAUUUCAUCUUCAUGUUCGUGAUGUCCUUCCUGAUGAGUUGGUGGCUCGGAGCGACAUACGAACAGACAGUCUCUCUAUCCUUCACGGCUGCCAGCAACAACUUUGAGUUGGCGCUCGCAGUGGCCAUCGCGUCGUUCGGACUCAAGUCGGACCCAGCACUCAUGAGUGUCGUGGGUGCUCUUAUCGAAAUCCCCACGAUGCUCGCGCUCGUUUACUUGGCCUUCUGGUUCCGCAAGACGUUGUUUAUAGCCAGAAAGAUGGACGAUGAGGCGGCUCUGGUGGAUGCGAUGGAAGAGGCCGACAGCGCCACUGAAGUCUACGCGAAGAAGACAGAUUUCUAGUAUCACGUCGCUAUUAAAAUGAAGCUGUGGAUCUUGUUUCUAGGUCACGUACCCCGCUCUCGAGUCAGUAUUCAUACAUGUAUGGAGCUCCGUUCUGUAG